UCAUUUUUUUAUUUUUUGUCGUUGGGUUCAACCGGGGAAUGGUAGCACGCACUGUUAUACAAUGUUCUGACCGACAUCGAAAACACGUUGAAAACACGGUUUGUGGAUUGUGGACUCAAUGUCGUUCUGACCGACAUUUUGUGUUUUCGAUCUGUUUUCGGUGACACUUGAGACAUCAUUGUGUUUGUUUACGUUUAUUAGCAACGAAAAUGAAUUCUGACAAGAAAAAAACACUAGCGAAAGUAUUGGCUUUGAGAAGCCAAACAAAAAUAUUGUGCACCGAUGAUUCCAUAAGAGAAGUGAUGGAAGCUAUCACUAGGAGGCACUCAGCCCUUGCAGAGAAGAUCGCGAAAUUAAAGAAACAGCGUUUGAUCUUACUCAGUUUAAUAAAGGAACUUGGGAUGCCGAUCAAAUCGUGUUGGACAAAAGCUUUGGAGGAGUUGGAGACUAGGCGCCAAUACCCGAGUGAUGUGACAUAUAUAUCUGAUGACCCAAGUAAUGCAGAAAUGAUACGAUCUGCGCUGUACACAUAUUUAAGUAAGUAUAUUAAUUACACCAAUUACCAAUUACAAAUAUAA
Messenger RNA from Rhagoletis pomonella (apple maggot), 578 nucleotides. RefSeq lists its product as uncharacterized. The coding region runs from base 210 to 578 and encodes 122 amino acids. NCBI's taxonomy places the organism in Eukaryota, Metazoa, Arthropoda, Insecta, Diptera, Tephritidae. The transcript has 3 exons. The record is from RefSeq and is a predicted model, not a curated record.